Molecule: messenger RNA, 4969 nt
Organism: Panicum hallii
Lineage: Eukaryota; Viridiplantae; Streptophyta; Magnoliopsida; Poales; Poaceae
Product: mitochondrial intermediate peptidase, mitochondrial
Exons: 21
Coding region: 605-2764 (719 amino acids)
Biological process (GO): proteolysis; peptide metabolic process
Molecular function (GO): metalloendopeptidase activity
Source: RefSeq, a predicted model, not a curated record
UCCCUUUCCCAGGAGGAAGUUGGGGUAGCUAGCAGCUGCGAAGUAUAGAGGUGUAGAUGCCGGGGAUUCGGUGGGAACUGUCGUCCAACUGGCGGCAGCGGGAGUUGCUCCCGCGAGGUGAAGGGGAGGAGCUACGGUCAUGUUUUCUCCGGCGGCCUGAUUAGGGUUUUUCUUGACCGUCCGAUGCGGCUUAUGCGGCCCAGAUCGAAGGACACGGGGAACUGGGGGACGUUUUCGCAGGAGGCCCUCGAACUAUUCUUUCUUUCCGUUUGUGUCCCCAGAAUUUGGAUCGCGAUUAUGUUGACCGCUCGAUCAACUAUAAGCGGCCGCGAUUGAGAAAAAGGUGACGGCAAAGGGAUCUUUUGCGUAAGCACCCUCGAACUGUUGCAUUUUGCUGUUACCUCCACGGCUCACCUCCCCCCACCCCCUUGCUGUCGCUCCCGAGCAGCGAAAGCUCCGGCGAGCGGCGGCGGCGGAGACGGAGGCCAGCCAGCAGCAUAUUGCCGUUGCUACACAUCACGAGUAGAAAGCAACUCCGAGCAGAUAGGAUCCCAACGGAAACCCUAGAAUAACCUCAGAGCUGAUCAACUGAGCGCCCGCAGCAAUGCUCUCUCGCGCCGCCGCCAUCCGCCGCGGCGCUGCUGCUGCGUUCUCCACGGUGUCGGAGAAGCCGGAGACGGGACUGUAUGGGUUCGACGUUCUGCGCACGGCGAAGGGGUUCCGCCGCUUCGUCGACGACGCCAUCGAGCGGUCGGACGAGCUCGUCGCACACGUCGCGCGGUUGCCGUCCGCCCCCGAGAUUGUCCGCGCCAUGGACGAGAUUUCCAAUACCGUUUGCUCGGUCAUUGAUUCGGCGGAGCUGUGCAGGAAUACGCACCCUGAUAGGGAAUUUGUGGAGGAGGCAGAUAAGGCGUCAAUGAGAAUUUAUGAGCAUCUUCAGUACCUGAAUACGAACAUUACUUUGUACAAUGCUAUACUAAAAGCUGAGGGUGAAAGUGUCCUGCUCACAGAGGAAGCUAGAAGAGCAGCAACUACCUUGCGUAUUGACUUUGAAAAGGGAGGGAUUCAUCUUCCUGAAGAUAAACUUGAGCGUGUUAAUCAGCUGAACCUUGAGAUUGCCCAGCUGGGUAGAAAGUUCAGUGAAAAUGUAAUGAACAAACCAGGUUUUGUGGAUGUAUACCCAGCUUCACGGGUCCCAAGAAACCUGCGACAUCAUUUCAAGUCUGUUUACCGGUUUAACUUUGGAAGUUUUGAGAAGCAAAGCAACCAGAUGAGCACUGCAAAGCAAAAGGGUCUAAGGAUUGUAACAGACUCGGAAAAUCUAUCAUCAGCACUAAGAUGGAUUUCUGAUGAGGAAGUGAAUGCGUAUCACCAGUUCAGUGACACUGUCAAUCUAACUAUUUCGAAUUUUCCAAAGGUCAGGAAACAGGUAUACAUUGUUGGGAACUCUGAACCUCGAGAAAAUAUUGGUGUUCUUAAUGAGCUUAUAGAUGCUCGUGAUGAGCUUGCAAAGAUUAUGGGAUGCAAAUCGUAUGCUGACUUUGCUAUUCGUCCUAACAUGGCUGCAUCAGCUGAUGUAGUUAUGUCAUUUCUCGGAUAUUUGAGUAACAUUGUUAGGCAUAAAGCUGAUGAGGAAUUUAAGGCUAUACAGGAUUUCAAGAGAAGAAUAUGUAAUGAAAAGAGUGCUGAUCUUGAACCAUGGGAUGAAGAUUACUUCAUUGGAAUGAUGAAAUCAUCUUUAAACAACCUGGAUGCUUCUGUCAUUGCAAAAUACUUUCCCUUAUCACAAUGCCUAAAAGGUCUGAAUGUGCUGGUUGAAUCAUUAUUUGGUGCCACAUUCCAUCAAAUUCCCAUGAGGGAUGGAGAGUCAUGGCAUCCAGAUGUGAUAAAGCUCUCACUCCGUCAUCCUGAUGAGGGUGAUUUAGGAUUCAUGUAUCUUGAUCUCUACUCCAGGAAGGGCAAAUAUCCAGGAUGUGCUCAUUUUGCUGUCCAAGGGGGGCGGAGAUUAUCGGACUCAAAUUACCAACUUCCGAUCAUUGCCUUAGUUUGCAACUUCUCAAAUUCUAGUGGAAUAACUGCAAGGCUUAACCAUGGGGAUGUUGAAACUCUUUUUCAUGAGUUUGGGCACGCGCUUCAUUCUCUGCUAUCAAGAACGGAAUAUCAGCAUUUCUCUGGUACUAGGGUUGCUCUUGAUGUAGCUGAAACUCCCUCAAACCUCUUUGAAUGUUAUGCGUGGGACUAUCGUGUCCUGAAGACAUUUGCUUUAGAUGAAACAACUGGAGAUGCAAUACCAGAAAAGCUGGUAAAGGCGCUAAAUGCUUCUCGGAAUAUGUUUCCUGCUACUGAACUCCAGCGGCAGAUCUUCUACUCUAUAAUGGACCUAACCUUGUUUGGGGAGCAAGCAUCCAAGCCUAUGGACACAAUUUCCACUGUUGCUGAUUUGAGAAGGAAGCAUACGAGUUGGAAAUGUGCAGAAGGCGCACACUGGCAUACCCGGUUUACCCAUCUCAUAAACUAUGGUGCUGGCUACUAUAGCUACCUCUAUGCUCGGUGUUUUGCCACAACAAUCUGGCAGGAAAUAUGCCAAGAGGAUCCAUUGUCCCGCAGUGCAGGCAGUACCAUUAGGGACAAAUUCUUGCGGCAUGGCGGGUCAAAGGACCCAUCGUCCUUGCUAAAGGAUUUUGCAGGUGAUGCCAUCAUUAGAAACUCCGGUGGCGGAAUAAUCCCUGACAUUAGUUCCUUAUGCAAAGAAAUUGAUUUGUGAAAUGCCAUUGAGGGUGGAGGCUGUCACCGUUCUGUUUGACCCUGAACUGGACUAACAGGCAAAGAACUAAGCCUGAAGCGAUCGAGAUGCUGAAUUCAGGUGCUUGAUCUCUCGACACGGCAGCGGGUGCUAGCUGCAGGUCAAGCUGAUCUACUCAUAUGGGGUUCGUAUCAAGGAAUCCAAUUGGUUACCCCCACAGGACCCUUAUCUGAAGUUGGCUGGGUCUCCUGGGCCUCAGUUAUCUUCAACGUUCACCUAUUUCUGCUGCUGCAUGCUGGGAGGGUGGUUUCGUGAUCUGUCAGGUGUUAUCCUUAUUUGAGAUGUUGUCCUUGUACCCUACUCCCGUUGUAUGGUGAUCAUAGGAGGAACUGAUGCGUUGCUCGUCUUUCGGAAACAAUGAAGCGACUUUAAAAUCGAGCUCAGCUCUGCUUCACCGACCUGGACAAUCUGUCAAAGCAAAGUCGGUGCUUGUUCGUACCCCUGGCUAUUCUAUUUUGUAACUUGUAAGACUUGUCAUUCUUUGACGCAUUCAUGAUACUUCCAAACGCCCUGCGACGCACCUCGCGCUAUGUUGCUCCAUGACAGCGCAGCCACCCACCUGUAGUUUGUCCAGAACUCUACACUCCAACGAAGAUUGCAUACACUAGCACCAGCCAGUUUUCCAUCCCCUCUUUCUUUGGCAGAGAUUACGCAUGUGUGAAUUGGUCAAAAGUAUUCUAUCUAGUCUUGCUCUGCUGCUUAACAUUAAAAAAGAUCUAGCAAAUUUUGUAGAGAUGUCAUUGCACCCUGGUAUCUGCGGCUGAGAACGGUAGCAACUGAACUUGGCGGUUCAUCUCCCUGCUCUUCGUCUGACGGCCAUAGGAGAGGCAAUGGCAAGUUACUGUGGAUCCUGAGAGUGAAGGCAGAGAAUCUGCUCCCUGAUUUCCUGAACAGUGAACAGCCAAAACCUGAAUUCCAAGGAUUGCUGUAGAAUUAGUACAGCUGAUAAUGUGGACAUGAAUCUGAAAUAAUCUAAUCCAAGCUUUUCGAAUGUCUGUCGCUGAAUUCUGUUCUAUUUCUACCCCAUUUGAAAUCUGCUGAUAGCUAUGCACACACCUGUAGAUCAAGAGCUACAUGCAGAUUGCAGCAGCCGCGGCGUCCUGCACCGCUCCAACCUGCUCAUCCACCGCCACGGCGGGCUCAAGAUCGGCGACUCCACCCUCGCCAACGCCUACUACUACGGGCUCGGCUGCUGCCGCCCGCUCACCAGCUGCUGGGGGUCAGCCGACUACGGCUUCGGCAUCGACGUCUGGAGCGCCAGGUGCCUCCUCGCCGAGAUGUUCUUGAGCAAGCCCCUCCCGCGUGCCACGACCGAGAUUUCUUACGAAAUGGCGCAGAUUAUCUGACGGCGACAGAUGAUUCUCAGGUGCUCCUGCAGAGCAGCUUCUUCAGCACCCCGCCGCUGCCGUGCGUCGUGGACGAGGACGAGGAGGUCGCCGACCCUGCUGCGUCCCACGAUGGACGGAAGCCGAAGCAGAGGCAGCGUUCGCAGCGACGGAAGGACAGCAAGAAGAAAGCCGAGGAGCAGCAGUCAGAGAUCAACACCGGAUCUCCACACAAAGAGGAUACGCUAGAUGCUUUGCAGCAACUAUCUAGCAAGAAGUAUGCCAGGAAGAACUAUUGUCCCGCAAUGCAGGUAGUGCCAUACUGCCAUUAGGGUCAAAUUCUUGCGGUAUGGCGGGUGAAAGGACAACCCAUCAUCCUUGAUGAAGGAUUUUGCUGGUGAUGCCAUCAUUAGAAACCCUAGCAGCGGAAUAAUCCCUGACAUUAUUAGUUCCUUAUGCAAAGAAAUUGGUUUGUGAAAUACCAUUGAGGGUGUAGAUGCUGUCAGCGUUCUGUUUGACACUGAACUAGACUAACGGGGCAAGAAGAACUAAGCCUGAAGCCAUGGUGAUGCUGAGUUCAGGAGUUUGAUCUCUCGGCACAACGGCGGGUGCUAGCUCCUGCAGAUGAAGCUGAUUUACUCGUAUGAGAUUCAUGAAAAGGAAUUCAAUUGGUUGUCCCCAUAGGAUCCUAACGCGAAAUUGGAUGGGUCUCCUGGGGCCUCAGCUAUCUUCAUCGUUUCACCUGUUUCUGCUGCUGAAUUCUGUGCGGAUGAUCUUGUGAUCUGUCUGGUGUUAUCCUCGUUUGAGAUGUUGUCAUUCUAUCCUACUCCCAUUAUAUGGU